CACUCGGGGGGCGGGUGCAUUAGCCAAGGCCAGAGUUACGACACGGACAGAGGACGCGUGUUUGUAAAAGUGAACUCCAAGGCGGAGAUUUUAUUUUUAGGUAAUCUCUACACCCAACAUGGGGCCCGAACUCAACCCUGAGAUCAAGAGCCACAUACUCCACUGACCAAGGCAGCCGUGAGCACCCCAAGUCCAUUUUCUUAUUGCUAAUCUUCCUUAUGCCAAAAGAAUGUUUGAAGGAGAGAUGGCAAGUUUAACGGCCAUCCUGAGAACAGGCACAGUGAAAGUGCCCAAGCCCAUCAAGGUCCUGGACGCCCCAGGAGGCGGCAGCAUGCUGGUGAUGGAGCAUUUGGACAUGCGCUCUCUCAGCAGCCAUGCUGCAAAGCUUGGAGCCCAGCUUGCAGACCUGCAUCUAGACAACAAGAGGCUUGGGGAGACGCUCCGGAAGGAGGCCGGCACCGUGGGGAGAGGAGGCGGGCAGGCGGAUCGGCCCUUCGUGGACCAGUUCGGGUUUGACGUGGCGACGUGCUGUGGGUACCUACCCCAGGUCAAUGACUGGCAGGAGGACUGGGUUACCUUCUACACCCGGCAGCGCAUUCAGCCCCAGAUGGACAUGGUGGAGAAGGGGUCUGGGGACAGGGAGGCCCUGGAGCUCUGGUCUGCUCUGCAGCUAAAGAUCCCUGACCUGUUUCGUGACCUGGACAUCGUCCCAGCCCUGCUCCAUGGAGACCUCUGGGGAGGAAACGUAGCAGAGGACUCCUCGGGGCCCAUCAUUUUUGAUCCGGCUUCUUUCUACGGCCACUCGGAAUACGAGCUGGCGAUAGCCGGCAUGUUUGGGGGCUUCAGCCGCUCCUUCUACUCCGCCUACCACAGCGCAGUCCCCAAGGCCCCGGGGUUUGAGGCACGCCUGCAGCUGUAUCAGCUCUUCCACUACUUGAACCACUGGAAUCACUUCGGAUCAGGGUAUAGAGGGUCCUCCCUGAGUAUCAUGAGGAAUCUCAUCAAAUGAGAUUUGAUUCAGGUGCUAACCUGUGGCCGGCUCCUCCUGUCCCCAUAGUCCUCUUCGUCAGGCCUUCCUCCCCGAAUCUUGACUAAUUUCCCAAGCCUUGUAGAGUACGAGGGAGAAAGGUUUCAUCCUCCAGAGGUUGUACAUUCCAUUAGACUUCACUGCUGGGUAAAGUGUCACCGGAAAUUCGGUGUGACCAGAGGGACCCACGCGGCGUGUGGGCAGAAUCAAAACCACUGCUGCCCCGAGGGCCGAGGAAGGAAGCGGCCGGCGUGCCCGGAGCUGCUGAGGACCCUUCCCCGGCUCCGCCUGCCUCGUCUCCAGGGGGGACUCUGGUGCUCGGGAAGAUGCCUCUUGAUGAGUUAGACUCAGUGUAGACAUGAGACCCUACUGAGGACGUCUUCUAAUGAUCAGUUUCAAAGCCAGCGCGUUCCCUUUCUUUCUGUGCCGCCUCCGCGCAGGCUGAGAGGUCUGGAAGCUGAUUCUGGAAGUGAGCAAGCUGCUGGUCUUAGGUGAAUUUAGGGUCCUCUGAAUCGCUCCCGUUAGCACCCCAUCUUGUCUGUUUCAAAGCUUCCAGAGUUGUUCUUUGCGUAAAAAGUGUGCUAAACCAGUGGCUCUUCCUUCCUCGGUCUUGCAGAGAUGCGAAAUAUUCAUGAGUGGCAUUGAUGCUAAUAAAUCCUUUUGCACAAAAAUUGGAAUAAACUUUUAGUGGUUUCCUUUA
Messenger RNA from Hyaena hyaena (striped hyena), 1727 nucleotides. It is a transcript of the gene FN3KRP, whose product is annotated as fructosamine 3 kinase related protein. The record is from RefSeq and is a predicted model, not a curated record. Bases 230 to 1009 code for a protein of 259 amino acids. The transcript has 7 exons. Lineage: Eukaryota; Metazoa; Chordata; Mammalia; Carnivora; Hyaenidae.